GGCGCGCCGAGCGCAUCGCUCGAGGCGGAGGAGGCGCGAUGGCUCCGCAGCGGCGGGCGCUGCCCCGCGGCCCCGACAGCGCCGGGCCGGGGCUGGGUCGGGGGGGCCGCCGGCACAGCAGCGCCAGGAAGGGCAGAGUCCAGCAGGAUCCGCAGGGAAGGUGGCUGAAGGCAGCAAUCCUCCUCUUCCUCCUCUCCGCUGCGGCCGGCGGCGGCCUCGUGGUCUGGAGCCGCCUCCGCACGCAGGAUGAGGUCCCCGAGGGUGCAGUCCCUGAAGAUGGGGUCAGUGAAGUGCUGGCACAUCGCAGCGAUAAUCUGCGGGACAAGUUCGUGGAGAUCCCCUGCUCGGAGGACUACGACGGCCACAAGCGAUUUGCAGGUUGCACUCCUAGGAAGUGUGGAAGAGGUGUGACAGAUGCUAUAAUCACAAGGGAAGAAGCUGAAAGAAUUCGUAGAAUAGCAGAGAGGGGACUGUCCUUGGGAGGAUCUGAUGGAGGGGCAUCAAUUUUGGACUUGCACUCCGGAGCUCUUUCCCUGGGGAAGCAUUUUGUUAAUCUGUACAGGUACUUUGGGGACAAAAUUCAGGACAUCUUCACAGAAGAGGAUUUUGCAUUAUACCGGGAUGUGAGGCAGAGGAUUCAGCAAAGGAUUGCUCAGGUGUUUGGUAUCAGCUCUUCUGCCAUGUACCUUACCAAGCCAACGUUCUUCUCCAGGAUGAACAGCACAGGAGCCAAGACAACACACGAUGAGUACUGGCACCCACACGUGGACAAGGUGACUUAUGGCUCUUUUGACUACACUUCUCUGCUCUAUCUCUCUGACUACUCCAAAGACUUCGGGGGUGGACGGUUCGUGUUCAUGGAUGCAGAUUCCAACAAGACAGUGGAGCCUCGAGCAGGCCGGGUGUCGUUUUUCACCUCUGGAUCAGAGAACCUGCACCGGGUGGAGAAGGUUCAGUGGGGCACUCGCUUUGCCAUCACCAUCUCCUUCAGCUGCGACCCCGAGCACGGCAUCGGGGACCCGCUCCUGGGCUGAC
This is a messenger RNA of Cinclus cinclus, 1035 nucleotides long. It is a transcript of the gene OGFOD3, whose product is annotated as 2-oxoglutarate and iron dependent oxygenase domain containing 3. The coding region runs from base 39 to 1034 and encodes 331 amino acids. The record is from RefSeq and is a predicted model, not a curated record. NCBI's taxonomy places the organism in Eukaryota, Metazoa, Chordata, Aves, Passeriformes, Cinclidae. The transcript is spliced from 9 exons. Gene Ontology annotation, molecular function: L-ascorbic acid binding; iron ion binding; oxidoreductase activity, acting on paired donors, with incorporation or reduction of molecular oxygen. Gene Ontology annotation, cellular component: membrane.